Messenger RNA from Pteropus alecto (black flying fox), 2038 nucleotides. RefSeq names its product poly(A) binding protein interacting protein 2B (gene PAIP2B). The transcript has 4 exons. Gene Ontology annotation, molecular function: mRNA regulatory element binding translation repressor activity. Gene Ontology annotation, cellular component: cytoplasm. The coding region runs from base 202 to 573 and encodes 123 amino acids. The record is from RefSeq and is a predicted model, not a curated record. Gene Ontology annotation, biological process: negative regulation of translational initiation. Lineage: Eukaryota; Metazoa; Chordata; Mammalia; Chiroptera; Pteropodidae.
GCGGGGUGAGGAGCCACUGUGCAGUAAGAGGUAACCUGGCGAGUGGUACCAGCGCUUUUCGGUGCUGAGGCUCACGCUUUGGUACUAGAGGCCGAGAGUGUUCCGACGACGGCGACCUCUGCGGCAACGACUGAGGCUCUCGGCAGAGCGGCAGAGUACGGUCUGGAGGAGGGGCUUCUGGUCAGCCCAGAUUCUAUCAUAAUGAAUGGAUCCAGUGUGGCCAACACAUCACCCAAUGUAAAAUCCAAGGAGGAACAGGGCUUAAAUGGGCAUGAUGAGAAGGAAAACCCAUUUGCAGAGUACAUGUGGAUGGAGAAUGAAGAGGAUUUCAACAGACAGGUGGAGGAGGAGCUGCAGGAGCAAGACUUUUUGGACCGCUGCUUCCAGGAGAUGCUGGACGAAGAAGACCAAGACUGGUUUAUUCCCUCACGAGACCUGCCUCAGGCUGUGGGGCAGUUGCAACAACAGUUAAAUGGACUGUCUGUCAGUGACGGUCAUGAUUCUGAAGAUAUUUUGAGCAAAAGUAACCUGAACCCGGAUGCGAAGGAAUUUAUUCCAGGAGUGAAGUACUGAGCUGACAGAAAAGCUUUGAGGAGGACUCGUAUGUCCCCACAUCUGGGGACAGCGCUGCACGAAAAGGCAGAGCUGAAGAGGGGGGCAGGGUGGGCAAGGGGUGCAUAGAGGGGAAGGGAAACAGGGGUUUACCUCGACACUGUGACUGGAGUAACUAAGGUGUUCAGUCUUAUUCUGCAAGCCUCUGGAUAGUUCUCCUUCAUUCUACUGACUUUCAUUUUGAGCAGUUUCCUAUUAUUAUUAUUAUUAUUAUUAUUUGCAGCUUUUUGGCUUUUUGAGUUAAGGAAAUUGCAAUUUUUUUUCCCUUCAUUAGGAAUGUUCUGCUGUGUGUAUUUAAACAAAAUAAGCUGACCAAGAAAAUCUUGGAGUUUACAAAUGCCCUGCUCACCUUACUGUGUACUUACAAGGGCAUUAAAUACCUGGAGAACUACUUAUCGAGUCUGUUAAGCUGGAUGGAUAGAGGGACAAAUGGAAGAAGCAAGUGUUACAAACCAGAGUAUGCAGCUCAGCUUCCCCAACCCCUGGGGAUAUCCUGUGAUGAACUGGGAUUACCAAUAGCUUGCUGAGCCCAGGUCUUCCUACCUUGAACCCCAUUCAAGAAAACAGACUUAAAGUACUGGUUUAUGGUAACACUUUUGGUGGCUGAUGAAAGUUGUAAAUCAGAAGGGGAGGAUUGUGAUGGUUAUUGUCACUUGAGUCAUACAGUCACUGUCGGCCUACUCUUAAGUCUCUUUACAGCUACCUAUCCCUUUCCAUCCCAAAGCUACUCUGAUUUUAAGAGAAAAUAUUGUUACCAAAGGGGUGUGAGAAGCAUGCUGUGCUGGCCAUCCACUUCAGCCUGGAGAAGUCAUCCUUGAAUCCUGUUAGCUGUGUCUUAAAUUUAUUUUGACAGUUUUUUUUCCCAGCCCCAUGAAGACUUGGUUUUCCUGGUAGCUUACUUCCCUUAGAAAGGUUUAUGCACUUUUAUAAAUAAAUAUAUUUUUCAGAACACUAGCAAGAAGCUAAGUUCACAAUUUGGAUGCUUCUCCCACUAUUCAAGACUGCAGAAAAGCCUAGGAGACUGAGUCCCACUUGACCCAGGUGAUUGUGACCCACCAGGAUAGUUUCAGCGGCUGUAAAAUUUUGUCGUUCCCACAUGCCCAGCUUUGCGAGUUUUCUAGGAUGGGCUCUCUGGAUACGUUCCUUUUGUCUUUCCUUCAUAUAAGUGACAGGUUUUUUGUUUGUUUGUUUGUUUGUUUAUUGAUACUCAUAAGGAACUAAACUGAUUCCAGGAGCUGCCUUUGUAUGAUAGAGAUGUAGAUGGCAUAGUUCAGUCUAAAAGAGCAUGUCCAGUCCUAGCCAUUCUCCUAAGAUGAGGACUUGCAGAGGUCUGUGGGAAGUGGCUUCUGUAUGACUGCUGCUGUGUUAUGUGAUAAGCCUAUCAGGAAAAGAGCAUGUAACUUGAAAUAAAGUCUGUGUAAAUUCA